GUUUUGACCCUCAUCAGUUACUUGCUCAGUCUCCACUGCUGUUCAGUAUCAGUUCGGCUAGCUCCGCACCGUCUCGUACUCCCAUUCACUCUAAUCGGACGGCGACAUAUACAACCAGAGGAGUAUAGGUCAAGGUGAGGAAGAAAGAGGGUAAUGGCGGCAAAGGUUUCGAAUUUCACUGAUUUGGUUCAGAGGGUGGCGGCUUCCUGCUUGCUGCACCCACUUGGCUCCGGCCGGAUUAAUGGUGCAUUCUCUGUGAAUGGCGCCGGAGACGAGGAUGAUUUUAGUGAGCUUGAGUUAGAUGAGCCGGAGGAGGAAGUGAAAGAAGAGGAGGAGAUUGGUGGUAAUGGAGGAGGGUUUAGGGUCCGGGAGGAGGAGGGGUCAAGGAAGGAGGUAAUGGAGAUAGAGAUGGCAAUGUGGGAAGUGUUUGAUGCAGUUUCGGCAAUGAAGAGGGCUUAUGCUGGCCUGCAGAAGGCGCAUAGCCCGUGGGACCCUGAGAAGAUGAGGGUGGCCGAUGUGGCGGUGGUGGGGGAGCUGAGGAAGCUCGGAGUGUUGAGGGAGAGAUUUAGGAGGAGAUGUUCUAGCUUGGGAGGUUAUAGAGGUGGAGGAGCCAUGGCGGGUGGUACGCUGAUGAGGGAGGUCGUGGCGCCAUAUGAGGCCGCGGUGGAUGAGCUGAAAAAGGAGGUCAAGGCUAAGGAAGUGGAGGUUGAUAACCUCAAGGAAAAGCUCAGCAGUGUUGUUAAUGGCUCCAAUGGGCAUAAUGGCAAGAAGGGCAGAUCAAUCUCAAGGAGGAAGGUAGGUUGCAGUCAACUUCAAGUUGUAGCUGCUCCAGCACCAGAUUUGUUUGAGUCAACCAUGAGCCAAGUGAAAGAGGCAUCAAAGUCCUUCACUUCACUACUCUUCUCUCUCAUGCGUGCCGCUCAUUGGGACAUUGCAGCAGCUGUGCAUUCCAUUGAAGCUGCCACUGUCACUGCCACUACCACAACAUCAAUCAACACAUCUUCCAUUGUCACAACAACGCAGAAUGGCAAUGCCAAGUAUGCUCUCCAGUCCUACAUUUCCAGCAAAAUGUUCCAAGGUUUUGAUCACGAGACAUUCUACAUGGAUGGUAGCCUCUCUUCACUUCUCAACCCGGAUCAGUACCGCCGGGAUUGCUUCACUCAAUACCAUGACAUGAAGGCCAUGGAUCCUGCAGAGCUUCUUGGAAUUUUGCCCACGUGUGCCUUUGGCAAGUUCUGCUCAAACAAGUACUUGGCAAUAGUUCAUCCCAAGAUGGAAGAGUCAUUAUUCGGAGACUUGGAUCAGCGACGGCAGGUCUUAGAUGGAAACCACCCUAGGAGUGAGUUUUACAGCCAGUUCUUGGGAAUGGCUAAGUCAGUCUGGUUACUGCACUUGCUGGCCUUCUCUCUUGACCCAACACCUAGUCAGUUUGAGGCUACCAGAGGUGCUGAGUUUCAUCCACACUACAUGGAAAGUGUUGUCAAGUUUUCAGGUGCACGGGUUCCUUUGGAUCAGGUUGUCGGGUUUCCUGUAAGUCUUGGGUUCAAGCUUGGGAAUGGGUCUAUUAUCAAAGCCAGAGUUUACCUGGUUUCCAGGGAUUAGAAGAUACAAGUCUGAUGUUGCUAGAAUUUAGUCCUCUCCAAUAAAUGUUCACCGAUGUUAUAUAAAAUGGAAAAUG
This is a messenger RNA of Argentina anserina (silverweed cinquefoil), 1678 nucleotides long. Its product is annotated as protein GRAVITROPIC IN THE LIGHT 1-like. NCBI's taxonomy places the organism in Eukaryota, Viridiplantae, Streptophyta, Magnoliopsida, Rosales, Rosaceae. Bases 154 to 1602 code for a protein of 482 amino acids. Gene Ontology annotation, biological process: response to red or far red light; negative gravitropism. The record is from RefSeq and is a predicted model, not a curated record. The transcript has 3 exons.